Messenger RNA from Chelmon rostratus (copperband butterflyfish), 348 nucleotides. RefSeq names its product small integral membrane protein 36 (gene smim36). The coding region runs from base 1 to 348 and encodes 115 amino acids. The record is from RefSeq and is a predicted model, not a curated record. NCBI's taxonomy places the organism in Eukaryota, Metazoa, Chordata, Actinopteri, Chaetodontiformes, Chaetodontidae. The transcript has a single exon.
AUGGGUUUCAUGGAAUUCUACCUGGAGAUUGACCCCGUCACCCUGAACCUCAUAAUCCUGGUCGCCAGCUAUGUCAUCCUGCUCCUGGUCUUCCUCAUCUCCUGCAUCCUGUACGACUGCCGGGGCAAAGACCCCACCAAGGAGUACGCCCCCGACAACACGCCGGCGCCACCCAGCCAGUCGCCCAUACGCCUGGUGGUCAUGCAGAACUCGCCCGCCUCUUCUCGCUACGAGCCCAACAACACGGCUGGCCACGGCGAGCUGCCCACGCCAGACCUGAGCCGGGACAGAGGCGAGAGGGAGCGGGAAAGAGAGAGGGAGAGGGAGAAGAGGAGUACUCUGGUCUGA